Molecule: messenger RNA, 846 nt
Organism: Nothoprocta perdicaria
Lineage: Eukaryota; Metazoa; Chordata; Aves; Tinamiformes; Tinamidae
Gene: TLX2
Product: T cell leukemia homeobox 2
Exons: 3
Coding region: 1-846 (281 amino acids)
Biological process (GO): regulation of transcription by RNA polymerase II; animal organ development
Cellular component (GO): nucleus
Molecular function (GO): RNA polymerase II cis-regulatory region sequence-specific DNA binding; DNA-binding transcription factor activity, RNA polymerase II-specific
Source: RefSeq, a predicted model, not a curated record
AUGGAGGCGGCGGUGCUGCCGCGGGAGGGCCCGGCCCCGCCGCCCCACGAGCCCAUCAGCUUCGGCAUCGACCAGAUUCUCAGCGGCCCCGAACCCCCCGGGGGCGGCGCGGCGCCGGCGCGGCCGGCGGGAGAGCCCGACUAUGGGCUCUACGGCGGCGGCUACGGCCCCGCCUGCUCGCUUGGCUCCUACAACCUCAACAUGAGCAUGAACGUGAGCGUGAACGUGACCCCCGCGCCCGCCGCGCCGCCCGCCGGGGUCAUCCGCGUCCCGGCGCAUCGGCCCGCGCCCGCCGCGCCGCCCGCCGCGCCGCAGCCCGUGCCCGGGCUCUCGGGACUCACCUUCCCCUGGAUGGAGACGACGCGGCGCAUCGCCAAGGACCGGCUCUCAGCCGCGCUGUCGCCCUUUGCGGCCACCCGGCGCAUCGGGCACCCCUACCAGAACCGCACGCCGCCCAAGCGCAAGAAGCCACGCACCUCCUUCAGCAGGGUGCAGAUCUGUGAGCUGGAGAAGCGCUUCCACCGCCAGAAGUACCUGGCCUCGGCCGAGCGCGCCACCCUGGCCAAGGCCCUCAAAAUGACAGAUGCUCAGGUCAAGACCUGGUUCCAGAACCGCCGCACCAAGUGGAGGAGGCAGACGGCGGAGGAGCGUGAGGCCGAGCGCCAGCAGGCCAACCGCUUGAUGCUGCACCUGCAGCAGGAGGCCUUCCAGAAGAGCCUGAGCCAGCCGCUGCCCCAGGACCCGCUCUGCAUGCACAACUCCUCCCUCUACGCCCUGCAGAACCUGCAGCCCUGGGCCGAGGACAAUAAGGUGACGUCUGUCUCGGGGGUGGCCUCCGUGGUGUGA